AUGUAUCGUGAGGAGGCGGACGGGUCGGCGGUGGUGUGGGGCAUUCCUGUCGUACCGUUUGUGCCGGUGCAGCACACGCAGAUUGAUGUGUCCACCUUAAACCGUCUUGGCAACUACUGCUUCCGUUUUGCACGGGAGCACGGGUGGCUGCAAACACCCGACGAAAUGGCGCUCGCCGCGCCGGACGCCCAGGGCAACGUGGCGCGUCCGCCGGUGGAGCAGGCAACCCACGCCUACACAGACUCGAACAACACGUUUUUCUUCGCCGGCGUCGAGGAGAUCCUUGAUAAUCCGUGCCCUGACUUCGAGUUGCCGCCAAGGCCCUUAAGGCUGUGCGCUGAGGUUCACUUACACCUCGUCCACGUCGGCAACAGCUCCUACAGCGUGUACAGCCAACUUUACACCUACUUGGACGGGCAGGGCGAGGCAGCGCGCAGCUUGCUUGGCAGCUUCAAGGUGACAGCAGUGUGGGUGUCGAAGCAGCAGCGCACCCCGGCGGCGCUGCCUGCUGAUAAGCGGUCGCUGCUGCGCUUCGCCAUUGAGAAGAAUGCGUCGAAAAUGCCCUCAUCCGACGUAGCACGGGUUCAGCGACUCUCAGUGAGUGACCUUCUGCUGCAGAGCGGGUGGUUCGCGAAUACGUCUGCCAUUGCUUCCAUGGAGAUUGCCGCGUACUCCCCGCUCUCUGCUCCACCACCGGAUGAGUUUCUCAUCUCCCUGCCUCAUGUGUGCACCGCGGCACCCCUCUGGCUGCUUCAUCGGCGCCACUUCAUGCUGCGCGAGACCGAUAUUGACUUCAACCUGCACGUGAACCAGCUCGUGACGAAGCUGCUCGUGAUCGACGCCUUCCGUGGCGCUACGGCCGAUGCGCAAUGCGCCUACUCGCGUCUCCGGCGCCCUGACGUGCCGCCAAACCGCGCCGACAUACUGCUGCGCAAGUUCCGCAUCGACUACGUUCGCGAGGUCCCGGUGAGCUGCGUCGCUACGGAAGUGUUUCUCUUCCCUGUAAACCCGGCACGUGCCAAGACGCAGUUCUCCUCUGCUGGGACUUCUACAGGCAGCGGGGAUGGUGCUGCUGCCACUACUGUGGUGGUUCCAGAUAGUGAAGCAUCCGACGCACCAGCGGUGGACAUGAUGGACAUUGGUUUCUUCACGGUCGGCGUGCCAAGCCUGGACGGUGCCUCCUCGAAGGAUCGCUUCAUUGCCUCGGUGGGCGUGAUGACGGCUGCCACCUGCUUCCUGCAUUAG
Molecule: messenger RNA, 1245 nt
Organism: Leishmania mexicana MHOM/GT/2001/U1103
Lineage: Eukaryota; Euglenozoa; Kinetoplastea; Trypanosomatida; Trypanosomatidae
Exons: 1
Coding region: 1-1245 (414 amino acids)
Source: RefSeq, a predicted model, not a curated record